GAUGGGAAGCCAGCUCAACUAACAUGGGUCACCUUCUUCCUGCACACGACCCACGACAACAUCGAUCAUCACGCCAACCACGAGAGACCGAACGAGAAAGAGCCGAGAGACAUGCGCUCAGAGCGUCUCAACAAGCCCUUAACGGAUCAGCCACCGCUCAACACAAUACUUCCAAUCUAGGCAGGAGAGGAUCGAAACAAGAAAGAAACUCGACUCAUCUGAGUACCAACAUGCCGGGGGGAUUACCUACCCAACCAUCUUCUACGGUAGCUAUUGCUCCUCCUACUACGAUGGAAAACCAUCGAAAUUCUGCUCUACAUCCUUAUGCCAGUCCGUCUAAUAAUGGUCUAUCUAAUAACAAUUAUGGUUAUGGUACUCAGCAACAGCAGCAAUCUCAAUCCCAACCGACGGAAGAUUACCGACGUAGUCUACAACCACCUCUUCAAGCUCAGUCACCUCAUCAAGCUGCCGGUCAACAACCCUUGGUCAAUCACGAGGAUGCUCCUAAACCGAAGAAAAGCUUUGGGACUAAGCUGGCCAAUUUCCUGACCUGUCGUUGUGCUUGAUCGCUCACCUACGAUCAAUAUUUCAACUCGCGGCGUUUGGCGAAGGAACAUACAUGAAUGCGGUCUUUUGGAUUUUCUCUUCAUCUCUCUUUUUCCUCGGUCGAUUGCAAUUACGUGUGUGUGUGUGUAUUUGAUCUUUGAUGAUGUUGGGUUUCUCAUCAAAGAAAAAGAAACCAAGAAAUCACAAACCUUUUAUCUUCUAUCCUAAUCCUUUUAAUGACAGUCGCUUUAUGUUUGUUUUCGAUUUCAAUAUCAUUCAUACAUGAAGAAAUUAGACCAAGAGAGGUGAAAGAAAAGGAGGUUUUUGUAAUCUUGUUUUCUUUUUUUCCUUCUCCUAACCGCUUUCGCUUUCUUUCUCCUUUUUUCCUCUUACUAUGAUUACGAUUCUUAGAAUAACUCUCUUAUUAGAUAAUCAUCUUUUUCAUCAUUUUUUUUGCGUACAAUUUUUUUUUUAUUAUUGUCUGUCUUUGCCUCACUUAACUCUUUAUUUUUUUUGUCUCUCUCUCUCUAUCUCUAUCUGUGUGAUUGUUUCCGUGCGUGUGUGUAUGCGUUCUUCUUCUUGGAUUUCUUUACUUUCUCUCUACUCUUUCCUCACUCUUUUCUUUUUUGGUUUAUCUGAUCAUUAACUCAACACUCGUUUAAGAAGCUUUUUUUUCUAUAUUUUUCUCCCUUUAGUUGAAUAAAAUCUCAAACUCUUUUUAUUUUUGUCCUUUUUAUUCUUUUUUGAUCUCUUUUUUUUGAUUUAGUCUUUUAUCUUAUUAUUAUAUUGCUAGUUUCUUUUUGUUUUUUUGAUGUUGAGAUGUUACUUUUUUUUAUUAAUAUAUCAUUUUUUUAUAAAAAAACAUUUUGGGGAGAGAAAUUGAUUGAUACCAAAAGAGAAAAGUAUAGGAAAGUUUGAUCAAAGU
This is a messenger RNA of Melampsora larici-populina 98AG31, 1471 nucleotides long. RefSeq lists its product as uncharacterized. The coding region runs from base 24 to 566 and encodes 180 amino acids. The record is from RefSeq and is a predicted model, not a curated record. The transcript is spliced from 2 exons. NCBI's taxonomy places the organism in Eukaryota, Fungi, Basidiomycota, Pucciniomycetes, Pucciniales, Melampsoraceae.